Molecule: messenger RNA, 746 nt
Organism: Rosa rugosa (rugosa rose)
Lineage: Eukaryota; Viridiplantae; Streptophyta; Magnoliopsida; Rosales; Rosaceae
Product: probable NADH dehydrogenase [ubiquinone] 1 alpha subcomplex subunit 12
Exons: 3
Biological process (GO): mitochondrial respiratory chain complex I assembly; response to oxidative stress
Cellular component (GO): membrane
Source: RefSeq, a predicted model, not a curated record
UGUACUGGAAGAGAAGUCUGCAAAGGAUUCAUUCUAUUGCUCCCUCAAACUUCAGUAGUUCUUGUAUUUAGUUAUCUUGUAUUCUAUUUUGAAAAUUACAUACAUCCGUCUUCAUCUUCAUCAUCUAACAAGUUUUUGUUUGAUUGCUUUAGGCAAACUAAAAUCCACAAUAUCGGGGCAAGGCUUGUUGGUGUUGAUAAAGUUGGGAACAAAUAUUAUGAGAAGCUUGACACUCAAUAUGGAAGACACAGGUGGGUUGAAUAUGUGGAGAAAGGUCGCUACAACGCUUCUCAAGUGCCACCAGAAUGGCAUGGUUGGCUACACUACAUAACAGAUCAUACAGGAGACGAGCUUCUGAUGCUAAAGCCACAGAGGUAUCACCUUGAACACAAGGAAAAUUUCACUGGUGAGGGUGAUGAGUUUAUCUACCACUCCAAAGGGCACAGCCUCAAUCCAGGGCAGAGAGACUGGACCAGGUACCAGCCUUGGGAACCAACAAGACCCUGAGCUAUUUCAUGGCAGAUUCCUGAUAAAACUUUUACAAUCCACAGUAUUCUGCUCUUUACUGCUGUAAUAAUGGCUUGCAUUUGUGUAAGCCGUAAAAUCCUUUUGAAGUUAAACAUGAUGUAUGAGUUCAGUAAAUGAGCUUUAAUUGUGAUUUGAUGGCUGGGACGCCAUAUUGUUGUGUAGUGUAAUGUGAUGUGACACCAUUUUGAGUACAGAAUUUAAUCUUGGUAUUCACGACU